GGGGAGAUAAAUAUGCCAGAAGAAGUGAAAACUUCUACCCAGGACCUACAAAUGGAGGACGAUGAAGUGGAGACGUUUGCUUUCCAGGCUGAAAUUGCUCAGCUGAUGUCCUUGAUUAUAAACACAUUCUAUUCCAAUAAAGAGGUCUUCCUUCGAGAAAUAAUUUCUAACUCUUCUGAUGCUCUGGAUAAAAUCCGCUAUGAGAGUCUGACCGACCCAAGCAAACUGGAUUCUGGAAAGGAGCUGAAUAUUAGCCUGAUUCCAAACAAACAGGAUCGCAGCCUCACGAUUAUUGACACUGGCAUUGGGAUGACCAAAGCAGAUCUUAUUAACAACCUGGGUACUAUUGCCAAGUCUGGAACCAAAGCUUUCAUGGAGGCUCUACAAGCAGGGGCUGAUAUUUCAAUGAUUGGCCAGUUUGGUGUUGGUUUCUACUCAGCCUACCUUGUUGCAGAGAAAGUUACGGUGAUCACCAAGCACAAUGAUGAUGAGCAGUACGCCUGGGAGUCUUCAGCUGGUGGAUCAUUCACUGUAAAAGUAGACGACAGUGAGCCACUGGGUCGUGGUACAAAGGUCAUCUUGCAUUUGAAGGAGGAUCAGUCUGAAUACUUGGAAGAAAAAAGGAUCAAGGAAAUUGUGAAGAAGCAUUCCCAGUUCAUUGGCUACCCCAUUACACUCUUUGUGGAAAAGGAACGCGAUAAAGAAGUCAGUGAUGAUGAAGCUGAAGAAGAGAAGGAGGAAAAGAAAGAGGAAGAAAAGGAGGAAACUGAAGAUAAACCAGAGAUUGAAGAUGUUGGAUCUGAUGAAGAGGAAGAUGACAAAAAAGAUGGUGACAAGAAGAAAAAGAAAAAGAUUAAGGAGAAGUACAUUGACGAGGAAGAGCUUAAUAAGACAAAACCCAUCUGGACUAGGAAUCCCGACGAUAUAACUACUGAGGAGUAUGGAGAAUUCUACAAAAGCUUGACUAAUGAUUGGGAGGAUCACCUGGCUGUCAAGCACUUCUCUGUUGAAGGCCAGCUGGAGUUCAGAGCCCUGCUGUUUGUGCCAAGGAGAGCACCUUUUGACUUGUUUGAGAACCGAAAAAAGAAAAAUAACAUAAAGUUGUAUGUCCGUAGAGUGUUUAUUAUGGACAACUGUGAGGAGCUCAUUCCUGAAUAUUUGAAUUUUAUCAGAGGCGUAGUGGAUUCUGAGGAUCUCCCACUGAACAUUUCCAGAGAGAUGUUGCAACAGAGUAAAAUUUUAAAGGUUAUCAGGAAAAACCUGGUAAAAAAAUGUCUUGAGCUCUUCACUGAACUAUCGGAGGAUAAGGAAAACUACAAAAAGUUCUAUGAGCAGUUUUCAAAGAACAUAAAGCUUGGUAUUCAUGAAGACUCUCAAAACCGUAACAAACUCUCAGAACUUCUGCGAUUUUAUACUUCAGCAUCUGCUGAUGAAAUGGUCUCCCUUAAAGACUACUGCACACGAAUGAAAGAGAACCAAAAACAUAUUUAUUACAUUACAGGUGAAACAAAAGAGCAAGUGGCACACUCUGCAUUUGUGGAAAGGCUAAGGAAACAUGGUCUUGAAGUAAUAUAUAUGAUUGAACCGAUCGAUGAGUACUGUGUACAGCAGCUUAAAGAGUUUGAAGGCAAAACACUGGUCUCUGUAACAAAAGAAGGAUUGGAACUUCCAGAAGAUGAGGAAGAGAAAAAGAAACAGGAGGAAAAGAAAUCAACGUUUGAAAACUUGUGCAAAAUUAUGAAGGACAUUCUAGAAAAGAAAGUGGAAAAGGUUGUGGUGUCAAACAGACUUGUCACUUCUCCUUGCUGCAUUGUAACAAGCACGUACGGUUGGACGGCAAACAUGGAGCGUAUCAUGAAGGCUCAGGCAUUAAGGGACAAUUCGACAAUGGGUUACAUGGCUGCAAAGAAACACCUUGAGAUCAACCCAGAUCACUCGAUAAUUGAAACACUACGACAGAAGGCUGACGCUGACAAGAAUGACAAGUCUGUAAAGGACUUGGUUAUAUUGCUAUACGACACUGCCCUCCUAUCUUCUGGCUUCAGCCUUGAAGACCCACAGACACACUCCAACAGAAUCUACAGAAUGAUUAAACUUGGUUUAGGUAUUGAUGAAGAUGAUUCUACAACUGAAGAGUUAAAUCAACCAGUAACAGAAGAAAUGCCUCCCCUUGAAGGAGAUGAAGACUCCUCUAGAAUGGAGGAAGUCGACUGAACUAAAUUAAACGUUCCAUGUUAAUCUAAACGGGUUAGCCAUUUCUGUACUUCCUGUUAAGGAAGCUUGCUAUAUGCAUUCCAGAUAUUUAUAGUGUCUUUUUAUUUUUUUUAUUUUUUUUGUUGAAUUGCACUGUUUAAAUAAAACUAUAAAUAAAAAAUGCAAUGUUGAAGAAA
Molecule: messenger RNA, 2390 nt
Organism: Pelobates fuscus (common spadefoot toad)
Lineage: Eukaryota; Metazoa; Chordata; Amphibia; Anura; Pelobatidae
Product: heat shock protein HSP 90-alpha
Exons: 11
Coding region: 13-2214 (733 amino acids)
Biological process (GO): cellular response to heat; protein stabilization; protein folding
Cellular component (GO): myelin sheath; nucleus; plasma membrane
Molecular function (GO): disordered domain specific binding; ATP-dependent protein folding chaperone; ATP binding
Source: RefSeq, a predicted model, not a curated record